GAAGUACAGUAGAGCAUUUAUAAAAUAUUUACUCCAAAACCCUCUCUUUCUUCUCAUCCUGUAAAUCUCCAUUUCAUGGCCCAAUCCCAUCCAACAUGACAGCCCCUCUCACAUCCCCGUCCAGCGCGGACACCUCACCGCAGCACCCCGCUCCCAAGAUCAUAGACGACAAAUCCCCACACUGCAUCCCCUUCAUCCUCUCCCAGCUGUCAUCGCACCAGGCUGCGCACCCCGAGAAGCCCUUCUUCAUCGGCCUCAAUGGCGUGCAGGGCGCCGGGAAGACCACGCUGGUGUCGGCGCUCGCCAGCACGCUGCGCGAGAAAGAGGGGCUCGAGACGCUGGUGUGCAGCAUCGACGAUCUGUAUCUGACGCAUGCGGAUCAAGUUGCUCUGGCUGCGGCCCAUGCUGAGAAUCCACUAGUGCAGCAUCGGGGAGAACCAGGAACCCACGACAUGCAGCUCGCGCGAGACCUCUUCUCCGCUCUGCAGCAAGGCAAAGAGACCAAGAUCCCCGCGUACGACAAGUCUGCCCACAACGGCCAAGGCGACCGCGUGCCCUCCUCUCAAUGGAAGACCGUAAACGGUCUCGACCAGCCCAAGAUCCGCGUUGUGAUUUUUGAGGGCUGGUGUGUGGGCUUCCGCUCCAUCUCCCCGGAGGAGAUCAAGCGCAAGCAGGCAGCGCCGUCAACGACGCUCCAUAAACACCGGCUUCAGGAUCUACUCUUCGUCAAUGAGAAGUUGAAGGAUUAUGAUGUUAUGACGGACGCGUUUGAUGCUUUUAUUCAUAUUGAUGCGGAGGAGACGGGCUAUGUUUAUGAGUGGAGAUUGGAACAGGAGGCCGCGCUCAGGAGGGAAAAGGGGAGUGGCAUGACGGAUGAGAAGAUUAGGGAGUUUGUGGAUGGGUAUUAUCCUGCUUAUGAACUCUUUACGGAAGGGGUUAGAGCGGGUGUGUUGAAGGCGAAGGGAGAGGGCAAGCAGUUGAGGUUGGUCGUCAAGAGGGAUAGGAGGGUGAAGGAUGUAAUCACUAUUUGAGUGAUCAACGAUGCAACAUGUCUAUAUCAAUAGAAGGCGAGUCAAUAGAACAAUAGAAGUCAUAGAAUUCAAUAAAAGUACCAUAACGAUC
Amorphotheca resinae ATCC 22711 is the source of this 1122-nucleotide messenger RNA. RefSeq lists its product as hypothetical. Lineage: Eukaryota; Fungi; Ascomycota; Leotiomycetes; Helotiales; Amorphothecaceae. Gene Ontology annotation, molecular function: GTP binding. The record is from RefSeq and is a predicted model, not a curated record. Gene Ontology annotation, biological process: SRP-dependent cotranslational protein targeting to membrane. Gene Ontology annotation, cellular component: cytoplasm. The transcript is spliced from 2 exons. The coding region runs from base 96 to 1031 and encodes 311 amino acids.